Molecule: messenger RNA, 2433 nt
Organism: Oryctolagus cuniculus (rabbit)
Lineage: Eukaryota; Metazoa; Chordata; Mammalia; Lagomorpha; Leporidae
Gene: XXYLT1
Product: xyloside xylosyltransferase 1
Biological process (GO): protein O-linked glycosylation via N-acetylgalactosamine
Cellular component (GO): endoplasmic reticulum membrane
Molecular function (GO): xylosyl alpha-1,3-xylosyltransferase activity
Source: RefSeq, a predicted model, not a curated record
UCGACCCCGCCUCCACAAUGGCCGCCGCCUGCCGCCGCGGCCCCUAAGAGGCUGCGGGGUUGCUGGUCUCCACGACCCAUUCCCGGCUGCUGGGGCCGCCUGCUUGUGGCGCAUGGGUCUUCUCCUAGGCGGGUCCCCAUGCGCUCGGGCCAUGGCGCGCUUGGGCGCUGUGCGCUCCCACUACUGCGCGCUGCUGCUGGCCGCGGCGCUCGCCGUCUGUGCCUUCUACUACCUGGGCUCGGGUCGGGAGACCUUCUCCAGCGCCACCAAGAGGCUGAAGGAAGCCCGCGCCGGGGCCCCCGCCGCGCCCUCGCCGCCUGCGCCGGAGCUGGCGCGCGGCUCUGUGGCGCCGGCAGCGGGCGCCAAGGCCAAGAGCCUGGAGGGCGGCGGGGCCGGGCCGGUGGACUACCACCUGCUGAUGAUGUUCACCAAGGCGGAGCACAAUGCUGCGCUGCAGUCCAAGGCCCGCGUUGCGCUGCGCUCGCUGCUGCGCCUCGCCAAGUUCGAGGCACACGAGGUACUUAACCUGCACUUCGUGAGCGAGGAGGCCAGUCGCGAGGUGGCCAAGGGCCUGCUGCGGGAGCUACUGCCGCCCGCCGCCGGCUUCAAGUGCAAGGUCAUCUUCCACGAUGUCGCUGUGCUCACGGACAAGCUCUUCCCCGUCGUGCAGGCCAUGCAGAAGCACUUCAGUGCUGGCUCGGGGACCUACUACAGCGACUCCAUCUUCUUCCUCUCGGUGGCCAUGCAUCAGAUCAUGCCCAAAGAGAUUCUGCGGAUCAUUCAGCUGGACCUCGACCUGAAGUAUAAGACCAACAUCCGGGAGUUGUUCGAGGAGUUUGACAAUUUCCUGCCAGGUGCUGUCAUUGGUAUAGCCAGAGAGAUGCAGCCGGUGUACAGGCACACGUUCUGGCAGUUCCGCCACGAGAACCCCAAGACCAGGGUGGGGGGCCCGCCUCCUGAGGGGCUCCCUGGCUUCAACAGCGGGGUGAUGCUGCUGAACCUGGAGGCCAUGCGCCAGUCCCCGCUCUACGGCCGCCUGCUGGAGCCCGCGCAGGUGCAGCAGCUCACGGACAAGUACCGCUUCCGCGGCCACCUCGGGGACCAGGACUUCUUCACCAUGAUCGGCAUGGAGCACCCCGAGCUCUUCCACGUGCUCCACUGCACCUGGAACCGGCAGCUCUGCACCUGGUGGAGGGACCAUGGCUACAGUGACGUCUUCGACGCCUACUUCCGGUGCGAGGGUCAUGUCAAGAUCUACCAUGGGAACUGCAACACCCCCAUCCCAGAGGACUAGUCCGUCCUCGCCUGCCGCGUCCCGGGGGCCCCCAGAUCCAGGGAGGAGGGGGCACGCCGCGGGCAGACCCCGGGCAGGUCUGAGCGCCUGCGGGGACACUGCGGAGGCGUCUCCCUGGGCAAGGUGCUGCACGCUGCCCACUUGCUGCUCCACAUCCUGACGCCACUGAGCCAGGACUGGCCUGGGCGUGGCUGGUGCUUGGGACAUCUCCCUCCAAGAUGGCCAUGGGGACAUCUGCCAGUGAGCCAGGAAGCAGGGCUGAAGAGAAGGAAGGAAAAAUCUGGUUCCCCUUCCCUGCAGCCCCAGGGAAUGGAGAGCCUUUUGAGAACCAGCCCCUCUCAGAGCAAAGAUAGAUGCAGCUUGCAUUGACAGGCUCUGGUUUUGCUAAAGGACAAGCAGUACUGUGGCAGCUCCCAGUGAGCUCCAAAGGAUUGGACCCGGGUUCUAACAAGCAGCCGAGUCCCAGCCUGCAGACGCCAGGCCUCCACAGUCUCACCUGGAAGGCCGUGUGCUGGGUCCCACGGCACUUGGUGCAGGGUGAAGUUUGCCACCUGCUUGGGGAAGGCUCUCAGGGCCACGUAAGCAAAGUAGGCCCGUUACUGAAGCAGUCACAGCUGCUGUCUUCAGCUGCAUCCCAGAAGCCACUUGGUUAUCUUGUGUUCAUCCAGGCCAGCUCCAGACUAUGUUCGGAACCCAGCCCUCCAUCAAGAGCAGAAACUGGCCACCCCUGAGGACGUGCGACACCGUUGUCUGGGCCAGGGACGCUCAUUCUAAGGAGGCCCCCAGUCGUCCACAGGGGCAGCCGUGUGGGCUGGGAAGGGGUGUCGCUCAUGGGCUUGUAAGCAUUCCUGUCUCUGGGUUUCAGUAGAAAUCUAUCUCCCUUGCGACUUUGUCACGGCCCACGCCGGACAAGUACCCUAAUAGAAAUUAGAGUUCCGUGUCUUUAUUGCUUUUUUGAUGGGUUCUCCUGUACGUAAGCAGCAAACUUGAACCCCCUGGUGGUCCAUUUCGUGUAGCCCAGCUGAGGCCCCUGGGGGACACUGUUGUGGGGUCUUCAUCUUAACUGUGUUUCAAGUUCAUUUACUUCUUGGCUCUCCACCACGAGGGAGACUAGCUAAUAAAGGAUCUUUGAGAACCCA